Molecule: messenger RNA, 4980 nt
Organism: Otolemur garnettii (small-eared galago)
Lineage: Eukaryota; Metazoa; Chordata; Mammalia; Primates; Galagidae
Product: protein transport protein Sec16A
Exons: 20
Coding region: 1332-3515 (727 amino acids)
Biological process (GO): Golgi organization; autophagy; COPII vesicle coat assembly
Cellular component (GO): endoplasmic reticulum exit site; ER to Golgi transport vesicle membrane
Source: RefSeq, a predicted model, not a curated record
UGUUCCCGUGUCGAUCACAGAGCUCCCAGGUGUCUUCUGAGUACUCCCUGGGGAAGGCAGAGCUCAGCUCUCAGGCCCAUCGGCCGUGUCCUGGAUCUGACUGUUUCAUGAGCUGGCCGGUCCCUUAUAUGUCCUCUCUCUAAAGGGGCAGAUGUUAGUUUCCGUCUAGGUAUUGCCAGUGUCUGGACUUCACGUUCUGUUUUCAGUUUUUCAACAAGUAAACUUGUGUGUUGAGCACGGGCCUUGUCCCUGCCAUGUACCGAGUCUCAGAGUUAAAAGUGUGCAGGAGAUAAGCCCAUUCUCACAAAGCUGGGACAGGGGCUGGAAACUGGGAGGAUGUGCCAGGCAUGUGCCAGUCAGAGGCUUAUUGCAGUGAAGGCUGCAGGCAGUGGAGAGUAGGGGGUGUGCCGCUGAGCAACUACAGUCACAUUUGUGUGGGGGGACAUGGGUACCAGAGUUUGUGCUGUGGACACUCCUGCUCACGCAGAAGGGAGGGAGGGACUGAGCCUGCUCUGGAAAGGGGUGUCCAGAGCGAGUCUGCUGAGAUAGCAUAGGAGGGGGCUCUAGGAUGGAUGACGUCCAUUCUGAGCAGUAGGGAUACCUGAUAAGCCUAGUGUUCUCCAUGCUUGUGUAUCCCAGUAAACUCAGCAAGGCCAUAUCUGAUUGUUAUGAAUUUAAUAUGGAUAUUUUACAACUGUUUGAAAUCUGUUAGCUUUUAUUAUAUUUACCUCUAUUGCAAACCGUUUUCCUCUUAGCCAGAAGUUCUAAAUCAAGGGGAUCCAACUUUUUCCCCUCUGUCACACACUGGACGACAAACACUAAUGAAAGCUGAUGAGCAGAAAAGUCCACACGUACUUUUCAUCAUUUCUGCCACAUAGAUAAGAAAAACAUCCUCAAAUAGUCAGCAAGUGGCCCUCAGGCCGCAGGUUGGACAGCCCUGUUUAAAGUGUACCCCAGAUUAUCUCUGGAGCUGCUGUCUGUGCUGGACAGUGUCUGACUGGCCUCCCGGCAUCUAGAGUUGGGAGUGCUCUUUGCCAUAAGGCUUUGCACAGUGGACAGGACAGUGUGGGGACAGCGGCACUUCUUAGUUGUCCCUGGCUGUUUUCAUGCUGAAAAUGAAUAAUAAAAGCAAUAUACAUCUACCACAGGGACUUUGGAACUAGGGAAAAUGAUAAAGUACUGGGUUUUAUUUAAUCUCAGAACUGCCUUUAGCUUGUUUGUCUCUCAAUCUGCCGUCCUCCCUUUCUCCUUUCCUGUCAGUGGGCGAUGACACGUGGCAGUUUUCCUCUGUUACUUCUAUCACUGCUUUUCAGGAUGCCUUAGAGUCUGCGAUGAAGAAUGGCUUAUGGGGUCAUGCUCUAUUACUUGCAAGUAAGAUGGACAGCCGGACACAUGCCCGAGUCAUGACCAGGUUUGCCAACAGUCUUCCGAUCAAUGACCCUCUACAGACUGUCUAUCAGCUCAUGUCUGGGCGGAUGCCCGCUGCAUCCAUGUGUUGUGGAGAUGAGAAGUGGGGAGAUUGGAGGCCACACCUUGCUAUGGUCUUGUCCAACUUGAACAACAACGUCGACGUAGAGUGUAGGACCAUGGCCACGAUGGGCGACACUCUGGCUUCGAAAGGUCUCCUUGAUGCUGCCCAUUUUUGCUACCUUAUGGCCCAGGUUGGAUUUGGGUUUUAUACCAAGAAAUCUACGAAACUUGUCUUAAUUGGAUCAAAUCACAGUUUGCCAUUUUCAAAGUUUGCAACCAGUGAAGCGAUUCAGAGGACCGAAGCCUAUGAGUAUGCGCAAUCCCUGGGGGCCCAGACACACUCUCUGCCCAGUUUCCAGGUGUUUAAAUUCAUCUAUUCGUGCCGCCUGGCUGAGGUGGGUCUGGCCACACAAGCCUUUCAUUACUGUGAAGCGAUUGCCAGGAGCAUCCUGAUGCAGCCCCACAAGUACUCCGCAGUGCUGAUCAGCCAGCUGAUUCAGGUAGCAUCCCAGUUACGACUAUUCGAUCCUCAGCUAAAAGAGAAGCCAGAAGAGGAAUCCUUUGUUGAGCCUACAUGGCUGGUUCACCUGCAGCACGUGGAGAAGCAGAUCAAGGAGGGGGCUGUGGUCUGGAUUCAAGAUGGAGCCUUCACCCAGCAGUGUCCUAGCACACCCAGCUCCGAGGGGGGACAGCUGGAUGGUCCAGGACUUGGUCAGCCGGUGGAUCUGGAGCCUGAUAACCUGCUGCUAGGGGUGCCUGUGCCGAGCACUGAGCACCUGAGCCAGGGUGUGCGGCUACUGCCUUCCGCUCCACAGAUGCUCACCAGUGCCCAGCUGGCCAACCCUGCCAGGGUGCCAAUGUUCCCAGUGCCACCGCCCCCAGGCCCUCUUGAGUCCGGUCCUGCCUAUGGACCCCCAGGGUCUGCACCUGGCUUCCCAGAGCCCUCCAAGCCUGAUCCUACAGCUCUGUACCCAGGGCCUGGCCUGCCACCUGGCACAUCAUCUCUCCAGGAAAGCAGACUCCUCCUCCAAGAGGCCAGGAGCGCUGACCCAGGGAUGCUGCCACCAGAAGCGCCUGUCCGAAACUCACUUCCGGAGCCCAGUGAAGAGGACUUGGGUGGAAAUUUUGCUAAUCUGGGACCCUCAAGAACAGUGCCAGAUGCAGAGACCCCCACGGGAUGGGAUCGUGUUAACUUGGGUUCCACUCAGCCACCUCUUUCUCUGACACCUGCUCCUGAAAUGAAGCGGCCUGGACAGGCUGUUAAGAAAGAAGUCAAAGAACCUAAGAAGAGUGAAUCCUGGUUCUCUCGUUGGCUACCUGGGAAAAAAAGGACAGAAGCUUAUUUGCCAGAUGACAAGAACAAAUCGAUUGUUUGGGAUGAAAAGAAAAACCAAUGGGUGAAUUUAAAUGAACCAGAAGAGGAGAAGAAGGCUCCACCCCCUCCUCCAACCUCAUUUCCCAUGGUGGUGCAAGCUGCCCCCUCGGGCCCUGCAGGGGUGAACGUGUUCUCUAGGAGAGCAGCCGGAACAAGAGCCCGUUAUGUUGACGUUUUAAACCCAUGUGGGUCCCAGAGGAAUGAAGCACCUCUUGCUCCUGCGGAUUUCUUUGCUCCACUGGCCCCGCUACCUAUUCCUCCUAACUUCGUACCAAACUCAGAUGCAGAAGAAACACAGCUUGCAGACGGGGCUAGCAGGGAAGGGCAGACACCAGCUCGGGGCCAGGCCCCCCCAGAGGUGUUGAGUUCUGCAGCAUCACCCCCCGGCUCUGAGCUCCCACCCUCCCAGCCAGACUGUCCUCGGGGCGGGCUUUCACGCUGUAGUUCAAUGAGUUCGUUAUCGAGGGAAGUAAGCCAGCACUUUAAUCAGGUACCUGUGGCUGGCGGUCCUCUCUCCCCUCGUGCUCCUGGCGACCUCCCUGCUGCAGGGGGCCCUCCUGGGGGCACCGUGCCCUUCUACAACCCUGCUCAGUUGGCACAGGUUUCUACUACCCCUGGGAGCUCGCGACCAGGAAGGAUUGGCCAGAGGAAAUACCCAACAUUGAACUAGAAAUGUCCCUAUUUAGAAUUUGCAUCUGGAACCCUCAGAUGACUGUUCUCUACCAAGAAGCCGACUGCACACCAGAAGAGCAGUAACUCAGAGCUGGUCAUACUCUGCAUCUCCCUCCCUCCCACGUGUUUCUAUGAAUUAUUUCAGAAAUUAAUUCCACAGCUCCUUUCAGAUGCUGGAUGAAAAGAAUGAAUCUUUGACUCAUCUUUUACCUAAAGUGAUACUUUCUUAAGUCAUUUCAGGUGAUUUAAGGAUAUAACAUUCUCAGUCAUACAAGAAUAUUCUAUUCCAUUGAAUGAACAUAGAAUUCUUCAGUGCAGGAGGGCAUUGUUCAUCAAUAACUCGGGGCCUCUCUCAAAACCCAGCUGUGAACUAUUGCCCAGGUAAUCCCAUACCUUCUUUAAGAUGUUGGGAGAAAAGAGUAGAUGUUUGACUUGAAGAAGGAGAUACUGCCACCUGCUCUGCAGCCAGGGACAGCUCUGCCCUGUUGGAGAGCCUGAAAGAGUGACUAGAAUAGAAGCCUCAUUCUCAGGCAGAAUCUUAGCAGAGGGAGCAUUUGUUUGGCAAUGGUUCAGAGUUAGGUUUUGAGAGAGGCUCCGGUCACUGAAACGAAUCUCUCCUGUAGCCCAGUUAGAACCAUGGGUGUUCCAUGCACCUGAAGGACAGCGCUGCCACCCCACGAUAUCCACAGUUUGGUGGGUGUCACUGUUCAGGACCUGGAGUGCACACUCUGAAGGGGCUGUGCUUUCUCAAGAAUGGUUUCUACAGUGCUGGCCAGCUGACCUCCUUUCUCUCACCUGGGUGUCAUCAUUUGAGGAUUGGUGACAUGAUGAAAAGAAUGGCUCAAACAAUUCUUGCCGCAGCUCUGAGGCCUGAUGCUUCUGGGUCUGCGUCCGAAGCCGCUCCUGCACCAGCUUGGCCAUGUGGACCUGCAAGACCCUCUCAGUGGGCUCUGAGCUUUAAGGUGUCAUUGACUGUUCUGAAAACUCUUCGUACCGUUGUUAAAUCUAAAGAGACUGAAGAAAAAAGAUUUAAAUAUUUAUAAAAAUCAAUAGGUAAUAAUUUCUGUAGCUUCUCCUGGGGGAACAUAAGCAGUUUGGUAUUUUAAGUGUAGAAAUUAUAGAAUAUGGAUUUAGCUCAGGCCCUUCCCGAUUUUCUGUUCUACUUGAUCAUCUAGGAAGGACCCAGAGCAUCUUUUAGGACGCCUCACAGAUGCAUCUGACCAGAUCCACCAGUUCGUGGCACUUUGAGAAAGGCCUGUCCCUAUGCCUGGGCAGCCCUGUGCCCCUUGGUCAGCUGGUGCGGUUCCUGGACCUUCUGCAGUCUAGUGCUGCCCACUGUUCUCUGGUGGACUGUCCAUGACUUUUGAUUCAAGAAGCUUCCUCCAGGCGGGAGCUGCUAUUUUUCCUAAAUGAAAAUUAUUACAUUGCAAAUUGUUGAAUAAAAUAUUUUGCGGGCUCAAGCA